This is a messenger RNA of Anisakis simplex (herring worm), 258 nucleotides long. Lineage: Eukaryota; Metazoa; Nematoda; Chromadorea; Rhabditida; Anisakidae. The record is from the annotation of a GenBank genome assembly.
CAAAAACUAAAACCAUCGUUAACUAUUCCAACGUUGCAAUUGAUUGAUAGAAAUGACUACGAAAGAUCACCAAUGAUGAAGGAUGUAAGCUCUGGAUCAGGCUCAGGUUUAGCGAGUUUGAAUCAGCGAACAGUGGCACAAGAUCUUCAGAUUAUAUCGGUGAUCGGGAAGGGUCGAUACGGAGAAGUGAAGAAGGCUUUAUACAAAGGUGAUCGAUUCGUCGCUGUUAAGGUCUGCUCGUACACACAUAUUUGUUAA